AGUGCAUUUAAUUACUUCUGUACUUAAAUGAAACUUGCAAGCUUUUGGGAUUACUCCAUGGACGCUUUGUGCGCAUCUUGAUUGUUAACCAUGUCCAAGUAGACGACUGCCACUGCCAGAGUGCCAGACUGGAGGCUCUCAGCUCAGCUCGAUCGGAGCAGCAACAAUGGCGGGAGGGGUGAUGCACCUCCUGAACGAGUGGGCGAUCGAGAUCCUGCUGCUCGUCAGCUUCUUCCUCCAGCUCAUCCUCCUCUUCUUCGCCGGGUUCCGCCGCGUCGGCGCCUCCGCCGUGCUGAAGCUGGUGGUCUGGCCGGCGUACCAGCUGGCCGACUUCGUCGCCACGUUCACCGUCGGCCACCUCUCCGUCAGCAGCGAGCGGCGGCUGGUGGCGUUCUGGGCGCCGUUCCUGCUGCUCCACCUCGGCGGGCCCGACAACAUCACCGCCUACUCGCUCGCCGACAACCAGCUCUGGAAGCGUCACCUUGUGUUCGGCCUCGUCCCGCAGGCGCUCGGCGCUGCCAACGUCAUCUACCGGUCGUUCGCCGGUAGGACGACGACGCUGCUCUCGGCAGCCAUGCUCAUGUUCGCGAUCGGCGUCCUCAAGUAUGGCGAGAGGACGUGGGCGCUCAAGUACGCCAACCUCAGCAGCAUCCGGAGCUCCGUCAAUGUCAAGACGCCGCCGCCGACGACGAAGCGUCCGCUUCAGUACUACCCGGAGCGGUCGUGGCUGCCUCGACGUGACGGCGGGGAUGUCGAUGAGGAGGAGCUUCUUCUCGUUGCUCACUCCAUGUUCCAUAUCUGCAAGCGCGCCAUGGCGGACUCGUCGGUGGAGCCGGACUCCGGCGAGUACGAUUCCAAGAUUUUCUCCUACGGGUGGAAGGAGAUGUGCCGGGUGGCGGAGAUGGAGCUCUCCCUCAUGUACGACCUCCUCUACACCAAGGCGGCUGUGAUGCACACCUGGUUCGGCUUCGGCAUCCGUGUCGUCUCGCCGCUCGCCGUCGUCGCCGCGCUCGGGCUGUUCCACCUCGAGAACGAUAUCGGCAGCUACCGGCAGGUCGACGUCGCCAUCACCUACGCGCUGCUGGUCGCCGCCUUCGUCCUGGAGACCACGUCGCUGUGCCGGGCGAUCGGGUCGACGUGGAUCGCCGCCUUGCUGCAGACCACGCGUUGGGCGUGGCUCCGCCACGAGGCCCUCUGCACCGGCCGGUGGUUCCGUCUCCGCCGCACCGUCGCGUCGCUCCGGCGGUUCGUCCACCGUGACGGCCACAGGUACUGGUCCGGCACCAUGGGGCAGUUCAACGUGCUCCACUUCUCCACCCGCGACGGCACGGCGGAACGGCUCGGCGCGGCGGCGGAGAAGGCCGGACUCGGGAGCUGGUGGAACAAGCACGUCAACGCCGGCAGCAUCGUCAUCUCCGACCACGUCAAGGAGCUGGUGUUCGGACACAUACAGAACAUGUUAAGAAGCGUCGACGACAAGUCCUACCCGGCCUCCAAGCUCGACUCCAUCAGGAUGACGAGAGGACAGCUCGCGCUCCGGCGCCAUGGACUCUACGACGACCUCGUCUCCAGCCUCGGCGACGAGUUCCAAGAAGGCAUCCUCACCUGGCACGUCGCCACCGACAUCUACCUCGCCGUCAGCGGCAGGGCGACGCCGCGGCUCACGGAGGCAGUCCGGGCGCUGUCCAACUACAUGAUGUUCCUCGUCGCCGUCCGCCCCGACAUGCUGCCGGGUCUCCAGCUCCGACGACUCUACCAGCUCACCUGCGACGACUUGACCAGAAUAUGGCGCCAAACGAAGAACGGCCACGAGUCAUCUCCUACCUCCAGCUUCUCCUUCAUCAACGUCCUGAGCAUGCUCACCAGACUGCUCCAGCUGCACGUCGACGACCCGACCUCCACCUCCACCUCCACCUCCAGGACCACCGACAUCAAGACCCUCGCGGCGACACUACUGCAUGACAACGUGCACAGCCACAACCUCAGGCACGGCGACGACGUGAGGAGCCAUGUCUUCGCCGGGGCGCUGCUCGCCGACGAGCUCCUGCGCAAGGAGAAGGAGCGGCGCAUGUCCGCCGGCGGCGGCGGCGGUGGGACGUCGUUGUUGCCGGCGAUCUUCGAGGUGUGGGUGGAGAUGCUGCUGUACGCCGGCAACCGGUGCAGCAGGGAGUCGCACGCGAAGCAGCUCAACAGUGGGGGCGAGCUCAUCACGUUGGUGUGGCUGUUGGCCGAGCACGCUGGGCUGUACCGUAUCGACAAAACUAAGCAGCAAUUGAAGUACGCUAGAAAUGCUAGCGUGUUGGUGUAG
Messenger RNA from Oryza brachyantha (malo sina), 2308 nucleotides. RefSeq lists its product as uncharacterized. NCBI's taxonomy places the organism in Eukaryota, Viridiplantae, Streptophyta, Magnoliopsida, Poales, Poaceae. The coding region runs from base 167 to 2308 and encodes 713 amino acids. The transcript has a single exon. The record is from RefSeq and is a predicted model, not a curated record.